AUGUCCCCACCUGCAACGUCCGACAAGAAGCAAAGCGGUUUGGCCAGAGUACUCGGCUCGGCCUCCGCCGGUAUCUGUGAAAUUGGUGUUUUCCACCCAGUCGACACCAUCUCCAAGAGACUUAUGUCCAACCAGACCAAGAUCACUUCUGCAUCUCAAUUAAACUCUGUCAUCUUCAGAGAGCAUGCUAGCAAGGCUCUUGGAUCCAGACUUUUCACCUUGUUCCCAGGUUUGGGUUACGCUGCUGUUUACAAGAUCAUGCAGAGAGUUUACAAGUACGGUGGCCAGCCAUUUGCCAAUGAGUUCUUGACCAAGAACUUCAGAGACUCUUACGACUCCUUGUUUGGUCCAAAGACCGGUAAGGCUUUGUUGUCUGCCACUGCUGGUUCUUUGAUUGGUAUUGGUGAGGUUGUGUUGUUGCCAUUGGAUGUGUUGAAGAUUAAGAGACAGACAAAUCCUGAAUCGUUCAAGGGCAGAGGUUUCAUUAAGAUUAUUACCGACGAAGGUUUCGGUUUGUACAGAGGUUGGGGCUGGACUGCUGCCAGAAACGCUCCUGGUUCGUUCGCUUUGUUCGGUGGUAACUCUUUCGCCAAGGAGUACAUCUUCGGCUUGAAGGACUACUCUUCUGCUACCUGGACCCAGAACUUUGUCACCUCCAUCUUUGGUGCUUCUGCUUCUUUGAUUGUGUCUGCUCCAUUGGAUGUCAUCAAGACCAGAAUCCAGAACAGAAACUUCGAGAACCCAGAAGGCGGUUUCACUAUUUUGAAGAAGAUGGUCAAGAACGAAGGUAUCACCUCUUUCUUUAAGGGUUUGACUCCUAAGUUGUUGACUACUGGUCCUAAGUUGGUCUUCUCCUUUGCCUUGGCUCAGUCCUUGAUUCCAGCUUUCGACAAGCUUUUGAAAUAG
Messenger RNA from Candidozyma haemuli, 906 nucleotides. RefSeq names its product Yhm1p (gene YHM1). The record is from RefSeq and is a predicted model, not a curated record. Gene Ontology annotation, cellular component: mitochondrion. The coding region runs from base 1 to 906 and encodes 301 amino acids. The transcript has a single exon. NCBI's taxonomy places the organism in Eukaryota, Fungi, Ascomycota, Pichiomycetes, Serinales, Metschnikowiaceae. Gene Ontology annotation, molecular function: guanine nucleotide transmembrane transporter activity.